AGAUUGUUAUUCAGGCGUUAUGCUAAUAACAACGCAACGAGCCAAGGAAACCGUUACGAAGCUUCGCACGAAUCUAUCAAUCUGACCUACGAUGCGUGUAGUUCAGGCUCCGAAUCUCCGAUUCGGUUGUCCGGCUCGUUCCGAACAAUUUGCCAGGCCGAUCGGUCCGGAGACAUUGUUGCUCGGCCGAGUUUGUCGAAUACUGAUUCAGGCGCGCUUCGAAUCCUAUCGAGCACAAACAGACUUCGUGGGCUUUACAUUCUCAAAUUAUCCAGCGCGGUAAAAGAGGUUUUUCUCUGCAGAGACUCGGCGGUUGCGCAAGAAUGGCCGACGCCACUCGACGAGUCCGCGGACGAGAAAAACGACGCCGAAAUCUUUCGAGCGGUCGUCGAGUCGAUGAGACAGUGGACGUUGCAUAAGCAGUUGCAGCACAGAACCAAGAGAGAAGUUUCCAAGGUUUGCUACGAAGAUGUCGGCUGCUUCGAAGACACGGGACCGUUCAGCUACCUGGAAAUGCUCCCGUCACCACCCAAAGAAGUUGGCACUAGAUUUCUAGUGUACGGCAGCAGAAAGGCGAGAUCGAUCCCGAUGGAAGUUGCUGCUGAUGAUAUAAACGAUAACGCACACCGUGCCAUAGAUCCCGAUCUACCCACCAAAGUGAUUGUACACGGGUUCGGAUCCAGCUGCGAUCACGUCUGGGUUUACGAAAUGAGAUCCGCCCUAAUGACCGUGCACGAAUGUAAUAUAGUAUGUGUCGACUGGGGUCCAGGAAGCGCAGUUCCUAACUACGUAAGGGCGGCUGCCAAUACUCGUCUGGUUGGGCGACAAUUAGCCAAGCUGGUUCGAAGUUUGAACGUACCUUUGGAGAAGGUUCACUUGAUCGGUUUCAGCCUGGGUGCCCACGUGGCUGGAUUUGCCGGUGCUGAACUAGGCAAUGUCUCCAGAAUCACAGGACUAGAUCCUGCAGGACCACUGUUCGAGUCCCAGGAUCCAAGAGUCCGACUCGACAAAACAGAUGCCAACUUCGUCGACGUGAUUCAUAGCAAUGGUGAACAACUGUUGCUCGGUGGUUUGGGAUCCUGGCAGCCUAUGGGUGAUGUCGAUUUCUAUCCUAAUGGUGGUAGAAUGCAAACAGCAAGCGCUGUCGAGGGUAGAUCCCUGUGCAACCAUCGAAGAGCCUACAAGCUGUUCACCGAUUCUGUCAGCCCAAAGUGCCGAUUCCCGGCGUUUCCGUGCGAUAACGGUUACGAUGGUCUUCUCCGUGGCGAGUGUUUCCCCUGUGACGUGAACGGUAUGGGCAAACCCUGCGGCGAUAUGGGUUAUUACAGCGACGAGUCACCGGCCAGGGGGCAGCUUUACUUGGUGACGAGAGACGAAGAACCUUUCUGCGCCCAUCAAUACCAAGUGAAGGUGUACAACAGCCGCAGUGAAAGACCUGCAAGGAGUUACGGCAAGUUACAAGUGACUCUGAUCGGAGAAGGAUCUUUCAACGACACGUUCGCGAUGACGCGAAAGGACGAGGAGCUUCUGGUUGGCUCGAUUCUCCAGAAAAUUGUUGUCCCGCACCCGGCGAUUUCGACCGUGGAAGCUAUCGAGAUCAAAUAUACGGCGUACAGCGGUUGGAUCUCCUCGGGCUUGGUGUCUUGGGGCAUUGACAAAGUGGCGAUCGUCGACAGCUUUGGGAAAACACUCUCCGUCUGCAAGAAAGGAUUGAGCUUAGAAUCUGGGAAGCCAGUGUUCCUCCCUCUAUUCGCGGGGGAAUGCAACGUCCCCGCGGAAUCGGACAACUCGACGUCCCCGGCGAUGGAACGUCUGAUGGAAGAGAAACAAGGCGGCAUCGGCCCGUUCACCAAGGAACAGAACUACGAGAUGAAAGACGAUAGAACGGAAACAAUCUCGAAGGAGAGGACCGCGUCACUGUCCACGUCGAAAGGUUUGGGUCCAUUCACCAAAGAACAAAACGUGCGAAUGGUCGAACGAAAAGAGGCGAGCAACUUCGAGGAAACGAGCAGUCGCGGCAGCGGUUCCAACAAUCCUUGGAACAUCGUCGACAUAUCUAGCGACGGGGAUUCGAACUCUUUGGAAAAUUCAGACUCCGAGAGGGGUAGAGGAUUCUCCGGUAUCAAUUUCUUUGCAGCUGGAAGCUCUUCCGCGGACCCUUCGGUGGAACCAACAACCGAAUUCCUCCCGGAAAUUCGCGAGCCCGUGCUGCAAGUGGACAAGAAGGAAACAGGAAGAUCUUUGAAAUUCCCGGAGAUCACGGAGCCGAUUUUGAAGCCGCGUUCGGCAAGGCAGAAUACCAGGAACGAGGUUCACGGCCGUGAGAAACAAAAGGAGGAGAUACAGGAAACGUCCUCUACGUCCAGAGCGUUCACGGUUCAGUUCCUACCGGAGAGGUUGGCUGGGAUCCUGGCACAGGCCGAGAGGUACGCCAGGCAAACGCUCCUUCCUUUGAUUUCGCAGUAUACGCCCAGCUUCGUCACUGGGACGCGGUUCGAGGAACCGAAAUACUUUCCACCCUUGGGCGCGAUCGCCUCGAAGAAUCGAGAGACCAAUGAAUCGGCGAACAACGAUCACCAACGUCAACGAAGUGACGACCGAGUUGGUAACACUGAAUCUUUCAUGGAGGAGAAAACGAAGAAUUCUUCCAACGCUACGUCGAUGGAGGCGAAUUAUCAGGAAAGAGAUCUUAAUUCAACGAGAAUCGACGAGAGCAACGAGUGGACACCCAUGGAAUACUCUACCGUGUCUAGGAAAGAUUUUAACGCGUCCAGGUCUCUUGGGAAUUGGGAACACGAAAAAUACGACUGGUCGAUGCAAACAACGUUAGAAAACAGUAGCUCGGAAAUGGACGAUUGGGUGCCUAUUACGGUUAAAAGCGAAAUCGAAAUGUCCGAGACUUCGAACAACGUAUCUAAUGAGAUCAGUUUCACUCACGCGGUUACCGACAAGCAGAUCGAAGCUGUUCAAACAUCUGGACAGGAAGCUGUGACGAUGAGAAACACUAGGAAUAAUACGGACGAGGAAAGGGGAAAAGACGAGAGGAAGUACAUACCAUUGAUCAAUCCGAGUACCGAAGAAUUAUCGUCGACGAGCACGAAUGAUAUCUCAGGGACUGGCUCGAGUUCCUCCACGUAUUCGCCGUACUCUCACAUUCAAAAAAUACCUAGACCGAUCAAGACGAGGAGCGACAGAGCUGGAAGAAGUUCGACGAGGAGAAGUAUGGUCUUCCCAUACGCGUACGAGAAGAAAAAGGAUCCAAGGACUAGGUAUAUACCUUUGAUACCGGAGGAAGAUAUGGGAAGGCCCCACUUUUCGUUCGAGAGAGAACGCUGAACCAGUUGAAACGAGAAAAAUUUAUUGGAACUUAUAUAUAUAUAUAUAUAUA
Heterotrigona itama is the source of this 3388-nucleotide messenger RNA. NCBI's taxonomy places the organism in Eukaryota, Metazoa, Arthropoda, Insecta, Hymenoptera, Apidae. The record is from the annotation of a GenBank genome assembly.